Trametes versicolor FP-101664 SS1 is the source of this 1390-nucleotide messenger RNA. RefSeq names its product xylitol dehydrogenase. NCBI's taxonomy places the organism in Eukaryota, Fungi, Basidiomycota, Agaricomycetes, Polyporales, Polyporaceae. The transcript is spliced from 9 exons. Gene Ontology annotation, molecular function: zinc ion binding; L-iditol 2-dehydrogenase (NAD+) activity. Gene Ontology annotation, biological process: D-sorbitol catabolic process. The record is from RefSeq and is a predicted model, not a curated record. Bases 22 to 1152 code for a protein of 376 amino acids.
CCCCCCUCACCAUCCUCAGCCAUGUCCAACAACCCCUCGUUCGUCUUGCGCAAGAUCGAGGACGUCGCCUACGAGGAGAGGCCCGUCGCUGAAAUUAAGGAUGACGAGGUCCUCAUUGCGGUCAAGAAGACGGGCAUUUGCGGUUCUGAUGUGCACUACCUCGUCCACGGCCGCAUCGGGGACUUCAUCGUCGAAAAGCCCAUGGUUCUUGGCCAUGAAUCCGCAGGCAUCGUCCACAAAGUCGGCUCAAAAGUCAAGGACCUGAAGGUCGGCGACCGCGUCGCGAUGGAGCCCGGCGCAACCUGCCGUGUCUGCCACGACUGCAAGCGCGGCCGCUACGAGCUCUGCCCGGACAUCGUCUUCGCGGCGACGCCCCCGUACGACGGUACGCUCGCGCGCUACUACCCCAUCCCCGCGGACCUGUGCUACAAGCUCCCGGACAACCUCACGCUCGAGGACGGCGCGAUGAUGGAGCCGCUGUCCGUCGCGAUCCACGCCGUCGCGAACAUCGCGCAGCUGCGCGCGAACCAGUCCGUCGUCGUCUUUGGCGCGGGCCCUGUCGGGCUGCUGUGCAUGGCGGUCGCGCGCGCGCUUGGCGCCUCGCGCGUCGUCGCGGUCGAUAUCGUGCCCUCGCGUCUUGAGUUUGCGGCGAAGUACGCGGCGACGGAGACGUACACGCCGCCGAAGCCCCAGGAGGGCGAGACGCGGCUCGCGUACUCGGAGCGCAACGCCAACACGAUGAAGGAGCAGCUCAAGAUUGCGGAGCGCGGGCCGCAGGGUAUUGAUGUUGUUGUGGACGCGAGCGGUGCGGAGGUCUCGAUCCAGACGGGCAUCCAUAUCGCGAAGCACGGCGGCACGUUCAUCCAGCUCGGUAUGGGCCAGGCUGAGAUCACCAUCCCGGUCACCACCCUGCUCGUGAAGGAGAUCAACUUCAAGGGUUCCUUCCGCUACGGCCCCGGCGACUACCAGCUCGCGAUCGCGCUCGUCUCGCAGGGCAAGAUCGACCUGAAGCCGCUCGUCACGCACCGCUUCAGCUUCGACCAGGCCAUCCAGGCGUUCCAGACGACGCGCGCCGGCAAGAGCGAGGACGGCAAGCCCGUCAUCAAGGCCGUCAUCUCCGGCCCCGACGUGUCCCCCGACGACCUCUCAUAAUUCUGCUCAGGGUUGAAGGCGGACGUGGCCGCGUCCACGGUCCGGUGGGAGUGCUCAGCGCUCAGGGGCAGCGUGGAUCCAGUGAACAGGAGAAGACACACGGCGAAUAGGCCGGACUAUCUGUACGGAAGUAAUACCGACGAUGUACACUACCUUCGGGAUCUGGGGCUGUCGUCUGCGGUAAAGACAGCGGUUGUAAAUAAAAGGCUUCGAACUUGCUUGAUCUUUUGUAUUUUCA